Aspergillus ruber CBS 135680 is the source of this 980-nucleotide messenger RNA. RefSeq names its product GNAT family N-acetyltransferase. Gene Ontology annotation, cellular component: endoplasmic reticulum-Golgi intermediate compartment; endoplasmic reticulum; Golgi apparatus. Bases 43 to 849 code for a protein of 268 amino acids. Lineage: Eukaryota; Fungi; Ascomycota; Eurotiomycetes; Eurotiales; Aspergillaceae. The record is from RefSeq and is a predicted model, not a curated record. Gene Ontology annotation, biological process: UDP-N-acetylglucosamine biosynthetic process. The transcript has a single exon. Gene Ontology annotation, molecular function: glucosamine 6-phosphate N-acetyltransferase activity; monosaccharide binding.
AUCGUUACUCGCUACCACAAGACCGUACAAACCUACAGCGCCAUGCACCCAGAAAUCACCCUUCAUGGACCACCAGGCGCCGCGAAACUUACUCGCCCAACGCCCUCAAAUCCCAGGCCAAAAGACAAUCCACCGCUGCUAACUGACGCACUUACCGUGCGCAACACAGUCUUUAUCGACGAACAGGGAUGUUCGCCGGAGAGCGAGAUCGAUGAGGACGAUGCGCGGAGUUGGCAUUGGGUUAUGUACUCUUCCUCACGGCCCGGAGGGGAGGAAGAUGGAGGCCAGGGCAGAAAACAGGAUUGUGAGAAGGAGGGGGUUGGAAAAGAUGAGGCAGUCGGUGUGAUUCGUCUAGUCCCCCCUCCUCACGCACCACACGAACAUCAUGAUAUCAGCCCUGCGCACGCGCACACACACACGCACACAGACAAUCUCAAUCCUGUCAACGACCAAGUCAAUGACAAUAUCCACUCCCCUGUCAACCAAUAUGACACCAUCCACGAACCUUAUAUAAAAUUAACUCGCGUGGCGGUUCUUCCGGCGUACCGCGGGCGAAAUCUCGGAAGAAAACUGGUCGAGACGGCCAUUGACUGGGCGCGGAGGAAUCCGGGGGAGAUAGAACAUGCUUAUUCCCGAGUUGUGCGCGGGCCUGAGGGCUUACCCGAUCGGGACGGUGGUAGUGGUGAUGUAAAGUGGAACGGGUUGGUGCUGGUUCAUGCGCAAGUGUCGGUUGAAGGGAUGUAUGCACGGUUGGGGUUUGUUACAGAUGAGGGUAUGGGGAGGUGGCACGAGGAGGGGAUUGAGCAUGUUGGGAUGUGGCGGCGGGUUGAUGUCGUUCAUGAAUCAUGACCUCUACGUUGGAAUAGACUGAUGGUAUGGAAAUAGUGGUUUGGUGGUGCGAAAUUCAUUAUCUCUAUAUGCAUGCGCCAUAACCGUAACCAAUAAAUAAACGAAAGAAAAUUGCCGCUCAAAGCUGACGG